Messenger RNA from Purpureocillium takamizusanense, 3091 nucleotides. RefSeq names its product Ubiquitinyl hydrolase 1. Gene Ontology annotation, biological process: ubiquitin-dependent protein catabolic process; protein deubiquitination. Gene Ontology annotation, molecular function: cysteine-type deubiquitinase activity. NCBI's taxonomy places the organism in Eukaryota, Fungi, Ascomycota, Sordariomycetes, Hypocreales, Ophiocordycipitaceae. The coding region runs from base 902 to 2851 and encodes 649 amino acids. Gene Ontology annotation, cellular component: cytoplasm. The transcript is spliced from 5 exons. The record is from RefSeq and is a predicted model, not a curated record.
GCAUGGGCCACCUUUUUGUCUUUGUUAGACCGCAGCCGCAAGCCUACCUCACUGGACGGACAUAUGCAAACGAGUGACAGCGGCCAUCGUCACCUGCCUCCCUACGGCGAACAGAACACUUUUGUUGUUAAGCUCCGACUCGCAGCAAACAGCACAUCCCUGUAAAGAGCUCCUUCCAAUGUGCUGGAACUGCUAGGUAGGUAGAUGCCAGCUGUUCUUGGGCUGGACCGGCUCUGCUGUUCGGUAUCGUCGUCUUAUCAGGCCCCGGAUGAUGGCACUGCUGCUCUACGCAACGCUCUUGCCUCUCUGACCGACGCCUGCCCUCCCCAACAGGUACGCCCAUCUGCUCAUCUAUAGGGCCGUUUUGCGGCCUUUCCCUGCGCACAUUUGCUCGCGUGCAAUGCCAUUGUCCUCCAUAAGAAUGCUCGCUGCCCAGCGGCGCCGGCGCCGGGCCCAUGGCUCAACGCCGGAGCGACAACAAGGCCGUAAUGCUUAUUAUACCUUAUGAGUUGCCAUUGUGCCUCGCCUUUGGUCUAUCCUACUAUUGUUCUUCGGCCGGCGUAUAUAAUAGCUGUCGUGGCCCCCUUCCCUUUUCCGUCUCAAGCUUUCCUCCUUCAGACUCGUUUCUGCACAGGCUCCUCAACGGAUUAGGACUAUAUCACCAGCUCUCUCAACUUCCUGUUCACCACCAUCUUGUCUAUGCAGAUUCGUACUCUGUCUCUACAGAUUCGUUCUUUGUCUCUGCGAAUUUGUUCAAAUUUCCCAACGCCACCUCUUGUCUCUACAUAUUCGCCCUCUGCACCUGCUCUCAGCGGAAUCAAAUCUCAUCACCGAUUCUGAAAACACAAAACCUCUUCUAUCAUUUAAACGGCUGUUCCAGUCGUCAAAACAAAAAGUCAAGAUGAAGCCUGUUCCAAACGCUGACUCCGGCGGAAGUACCGACACCUACAGCACCACUAUUAACUUUUGGGAGACGCCCGAGGCUGUCCAACACGUCGGCAACAGAGCGGCGGUGAAGGUCCUGGAGAAGAUUGCCGACCUGGUCGCGGACGAGAUUGUCGCGACGAUCUCUCCUCAGUACAUCACCGACGUUGCAGCAACAGUGAAGGAGUCGCUUGCGCUGCAGUUUGCCAGCUCAGGCGCAGACGGAGGAGGCUCCGAGGUAGGGGAAGAUCUUGAUGCAGAGGAGGGCCUCGAGACAGACGAGAGCUCCGACGCAGAAGAGAAAGUCUCUCAUGUAGAGGAAAGCCCCGAAGCAGACAAAAGUUUCAAAUCGGAGAAAAGUUUCGACGCAGACGAAAAUCUUGACGUAGAAGAGACGUUGGAAGCAGACGCAAGCUUCGACGCGGACGAAACCUUGGAAGCAGAUAGAACCUUCGGAGACGAAGCCUUCCAACCAGACCAAUACACCUCCCCCGCUACGCCGCCGGACAGCUCUCCGAACAGAGCACCACUCGGCCGCAAGCGCGAGAAUCCCGGCCGCUGCUGCGACGACGAGCCAACCUUGCCCAACAACAAGGCCAAAGCCAUGGGCAAGGCCGAGGUCCGCCGCAACCCCAAGCGUAAACCCACGGAGACGGAGCCCAGCCGGGAGCCGGUGCUGCCCGAGAAGCCCCUCGAGGAGGCCCUGCGCCCCUUGACCGACGAGGAGAAGGCAGAAUGGAAAGGAUGGGCCGAAGUCGAGUCAGAGCCGGCCAUGUUCAACGCGAUCCUUGGCAAGCUGGGAGUUCAAGAUGUUCGGGCCAGAGAACUCUUUAGCUGCGACCACUGGGGUCUGCACGACUUGCCAAAGCCCGUUCUUGGAAUGGUAUUCCUAUUCCAGUAUGCGCCUCACCUGGAGGAUGACGAGGACGACGACGGCGACCCAGAGCUUGACAACGUCUGGUUUGCCAACCAGACCACCAGCAACUCGUGCGCGUCCGUCGCUCUUCUCAACAUCGUCAUGAACGCCGACAACGUCGACUUCGGCCCCGAGCUCCGAGAGUUCAAGGCGUCCACCGAGGGACUCGACUCUGCCCAUCGCGGCCAUCGGAUAGGAUCCAAUGGCUUCAUCAGAGCGGCCCACAACUCCUUCGCCCGCCGCAUGGACCAGCUCAACGCCGACCUGUACCUCGCCAAUGAAGCGGCCGCGGCCAAGCCCAGGGUGUACAAGAAGCGCGCCACCAGAGCCACCAAGCAGCAGCAGCAUGCAUUGGCUGAGCAGGUAGACUAUGGCUACCACUUCAUAGCAUACGUGUAUGCCGCCGGAUUCGUCUGGGAGCUGGAUGGAAUGCGAAGCAAGCCGCGCAAAGUCGGACCCUGUGAUGAACCGAGCAUCUGGACUUUUGUCGCCGGCCCCCGCAUCCAAGAGCGCAUCCAGCAGUACGGCACGGGGCAAAACGCCUUCAGCCUGCUCGCCAUCUGCCAGCAGCCGGAGAAGGACCUCAGGGCCAGCAUGGCGUCCACGCUGGCGGAGAUGAACUCGGUCCGCGCCGUCAUGGACGGCAACAAGGCGUUCGCCGAGCGCGCCGCGAAAGUGGACGAGGCAAACGGCUUCGCCGCCGAGAUAAACCUCUCCGAAUUUCAACUGUCACAACGGGACAUCGACAACGCCGCCGUGUCGGGCUCUUUCAAGGCCCAGUUGUCGGAGCCGAAUGCCGACGUCGACAUCACCACAAAGGUGUACGAGAGCCUUGUGGGUAAGCUGAGCACCACCAUGUUCAGUUAUCGCCAGGAGAACGCGGCACGCCAGGAGGAGGCGCAGAUUGUAGAGCGCCACACCAGAGACUACUCCCAAGGAAUGCACUUGUGGCUGUCCAAGCUUGCUGAGAAGGGGGUCCUGGAGCAGCUGGCUGAGGAGUCAAGAAAGUAGCACAGCGGCGUUGAUUGUUACCCGAAGCUACAUGGCAGCUUGGGAAGGGACCAGGGCAGUGUGUACUACGCAGUUGGAGAGAAAACAGGGCAUCAAUGGGAGGCAAGGGCGUGCUACAUUGCCAGAUACGCUCCCACGACGCUGAUGAAUAGAGAUGCAACUCCCCGAGGGCGGGAUCCACGCCUUGUUUUUCAAUGCCGAACAGACAGCCGCUCGAAUCUACACACAUGCCAAGUCCCG